Messenger RNA from Scatophagus argus, 1509 nucleotides. It is a transcript of the gene bloc1s4, whose product is annotated as biogenesis of lysosomal organelles complex-1, subunit 4, cappuccino. NCBI's taxonomy places the organism in Eukaryota, Metazoa, Chordata, Actinopteri, Scatophagidae. The record is from RefSeq and is a predicted model, not a curated record. The transcript has 5 exons. Bases 78 to 806 code for a protein of 242 amino acids. Gene Ontology annotation, cellular component: BLOC-1 complex.
ACCAUCGGCUGCAUAACACACGUGAUCCAGUCAGUUGACAAGGCAAAACACGGCAGUAGAUUCGAGAGACAGGCGACAUGGACCAUCAACGAAUAGACAGAGUGGGCCUUCUGUCACCCCUGGAGGAGUCCAGCGCUGAGAUAAGCAGAGACAGCGGCAUUGUUUCCCAAAGUGCGAGCAGUUUGUCCAUGGUGAGCGAAAUCCUCAGCAGCGGUACCGUGUCGCAGAGCCCCAGCUUUGGCGCAGCAGCUAACGUUAACCCUUACAGCCCGAGCCUCAAUGAAGCAGCAGAGCCCGGGACACCUGACCAGCACUCCCCAGAGGAGGAGGACGACGAAGUCCUGAGACACACCGCCCUAAGCUACUCGUCUUACAUCAGGGCGACAGCUGGAGAAGAGAUCCUGUGUUUGGACAAGAGCUUAGAAGAAAUGCUGACGAGAGUAGAUGAGUUUGUUGGCAUGCUGGAUAUGAUUCGUAAUGACACCUCCCAAAUAGUGAAUGAAAACCUACCUCAAAUCCAGCAGAAGUCUGAUGAAAUGAGACAAAUAUACAGAAGAAUUGACAAGUUAGAGGCCUUUGUAAAGAUGGUGGGAGCUAAUGUCAGUGCGAUGGAGGAACAGGUCACACAGGCAGAAGGAGAACUAGGAACAUUACCGGGUGCUUUCAAGAAGAUCCUCCGCACAAUGACCGUCCCAGGCUUCUUAAACAAACCGACCAGUCCUAGAAGACCAGCAGCACGUCAGCACCAAGAGAUCCCCAGCGUGUUUCGGACAGAUGAUUAUUUCACAUCACAGCCAGAACAGUGACACACACAGGAACAUUUAACACAUAACUUGGUUCUAACCUCAGAGGCCUCUUGGGGGAAACUUGUAGAGACAACUUUUACUGCCAAUCCAUUGCAGGAGGAUCUAUUGGUGCAGUGGCCUCGACAAAGCAAUAGCAGCCUUUCUGAACAAGUCACUGGACGUCAAGUGCGUGAAGACAUUCUGCAUUCUGAGUGUCAUUUUCCUGGCAGCAACAAGCACUGAACUGUAGCAGUGAUUGAGUUGAUGAGUUUUAAAGUGCCUAAAUGGGUCUUAUUUCUGUCGGUCUUGUUUUCAUUAUUUGUGAAGAAAACAAUGUCAGAUGUCAGAUUUGUGACAGGAGGACAAAGUCAUUCUAGUUGCCAAUAGGACACUGUAAAGAAGGUACAAUUGGAGGAGCUAUAAAGUUCUUAGGAUGUAUUAUGUGAACAAUUAACCCAGCUGUUUGUUUUUUUUUAUAAAUUACAUUCCUGUCACUGGUGUUUGUAAAGACCUGCAUGCUGUUAUGAAUUAAUCUAUAUUUCUAAUUUCUCAUCACUCCCCCCAAGCAAUAUUGAGCUCAUCCAGUUAAGCAUUUAAUGUCUUCCAUUUCAAAAUAUUCACUUUAUCACUAGCCUUAUGUUACUUGCUAUGGAUGACAGUUGUCUCAUUGCUAUGGGGCUACAUCUUUGAUGGCACCUUUUCAAUAAAAGCACACUAUAGAUGA